GUGUUACAACAUUUUUGGGACACCCUGUAUAGUAUAUACCUCACGAUGGUAUAUGAAUAUAGGUUAUUGUAGGUUAUGUUAUAUGAUACAACUACAAUAAACUGUAGUUGCGACACCACCUUCGACUGGUUCUGACAAUUAAAAAACAAACAAAAUGAAUAUCGUUGGUCGACAAUGUCUUAGAAUUUUUAAAUCUGACCAAACUCAACAGGGUCUCUGUAAUAUUCUUGGAAGAACACUUGCUUAUAAAAGUGCUGUGUCCCUUGACAAAUUGUAUCCGACAAGUAACCUAAAACUUUACACACCAACCUUUGUUCCUGAAGAUCCAAAUGCGAAAUUCGAUGGCUAUAUACCCUUACAAGAAAUUGAUAUAACGUAUAGCCGUAGUAGCGGCGCUGGAGGACAACAUGUAAAUCGUACAAAUACUAAAGUAGAUGUGAGGUUCCAAAUACAAAAUGCUAAAUGGUUAUCGGAAGAAAUUAAAGAAAAAUUAACAAAUAAGUAUAAAUCCAAACUUACCAAGGAAGGUUAUUUAAUAAUCAAAUCAGAAUUAACUAGAUCGCAACAAUUGAAUUUAGCUGAUGCUUUAGAAAAAUUAAGAUCAAUGAUUCGAGAAGUCAUAAAGCCACCACCAGAGGUAUCUCAAGAGUCUUUAGAAAUGAAACGAAAACAACGACUUAGAGCAGCAAGAGAAAGACUUUAUGAAAAACGAAUGCAUUCUGAAAGUAAAAGAUCUAGACAAACUUCAUUAGAUUUCUAGUUUUCUUUACAUAAUUGUAAUUAUAUAUUGCAUAUAAAGUAACAUACUGUUAAAAUAAAUGAAAUGUAAUAUAA
Hylaeus volcanicus is the source of this 834-nucleotide messenger RNA. RefSeq names its product peptidyl-tRNA hydrolase ICT1, mitochondrial. The transcript has 3 exons. Gene Ontology annotation, cellular component: mitochondrial large ribosomal subunit. Bases 155 to 760 code for a protein of 201 amino acids. Lineage: Eukaryota; Metazoa; Arthropoda; Insecta; Hymenoptera; Colletidae. Gene Ontology annotation, biological process: mitochondrial translational termination. Gene Ontology annotation, molecular function: translation release factor activity. The record is from RefSeq and is a predicted model, not a curated record.